This is a messenger RNA of Austrofundulus limnaeus, 1788 nucleotides long. It is a transcript of the gene clta, whose product is annotated as clathrin, light chain A. The coding region runs from base 97 to 795 and encodes 232 amino acids. Gene Ontology annotation, biological process: intracellular protein transport; clathrin-dependent endocytosis. The transcript has 7 exons. Lineage: Eukaryota; Metazoa; Chordata; Actinopteri; Cyprinodontiformes; Rivulidae. The record is from RefSeq and is a predicted model, not a curated record. Gene Ontology annotation, molecular function: clathrin heavy chain binding; structural molecule activity. Gene Ontology annotation, cellular component: clathrin coat of coated pit; postsynaptic endocytic zone cytoplasmic component; clathrin coat of trans-Golgi network vesicle.
UAGCCUCAGUUUUUUUUUCUACCUUCGCCCUUCUUCCCGUUUGGCUGAUUUCUUACAUCGCUUCAGCUGCUAAUUGUCUUACAGAACGACCUCGCCAUGGAUGAUUUUGACAUGCUGAACGCACCCACCGCUGGAAACGGCGUCGGCUCGGAGGAAGACCCCGCUGCCGCAUUUUUGGCUCAGCAGGAGAGCGAAAUUGCCGGAAUUGAAAACGACGAGGGCUUCAGCAUCCUUGACGGAGGAGAGGUGCCUUCGUCGCUGAGAGACUCUAACGAUGGUGCCAUCAAUGGAGAGUUUCAUGGGGAAAGCAACGGCCCAUCAGAUGCUUAUGCAGCAAUUUCUAAUGCGGAUCGACUGCAAGCCGAACCUGAAAGUCUCCGCAAGUGGAGGGAGGAACAAAGAGACAGGCUCGAGCUGCUAGAUGCCAACUCACGCAAACAGGAGUCUGAGUGGAAGGAGAAGGCCAAGGUAGAGCUGGAGGAGUGGCAUGCGAGGCAGAACGAGCAGCUGGAAAAAACCAAAACCCAUAACAGAGUGCUGGACGAGGACUUCUACAAGCAGCCCUUCUCUGACCUCAUUGGUUAUGUCACACACAUUAACCAUCCUUGCUACCGCCUAGACCAGGCAGCUGAGGAAGCCAUGAUUUCAGAUCUGGAUGAGAACAACCCUGGCACAGAGUGGGAGCGAGUGGCUCGGCUCUGCGACUUCAACCCCAAGUCUAGCAAGCAGGCCAAAGAUGUCUCCCGCAUGCGCUCCGUCCUCAUCUCCCUAAAGCAGUCCCCGCUCAUCCGUUAGGCACCAGCGUGUGCACGGAGCGUCAUUCCAUAACAUUCCUUUUUCCCUUCAACACACACACAAGCCCAACUACUGACAAAGCAUUUAUAUUCCAAAGACAGGGCGGUCUUUUCUGUCCACCUCUGUGUCCAGAACAGCCCUGUUUUCAACACCUAAAGGAAAGAAAGCUGAUCUUACCCACUCCUGCCAUCUUCAGGCAGUGCUGGUGAGAUCUUUAAUGCACCUACUCACCAUAUCUGCUCCUUUUUAAAUUGUUCAUCUUUGUGUGCACCUCUUCCACAGACCAGUCCAGACCUUGUAAGUUUGCAAUUCAUUAAAAAAGGGCCAAUCUAGACCAGAUGUGUACCAGGUUGUGUGGUGUUGCAUGACACUGUAAAGGUGAUGAGUUGGGACACUAAAAGGGAAGAUUUGAUGUUUGUUCAGGCCUACAGUUACACUACACCCUGCACCACAAGCAAAAUCACUAUGCUGUAUCAUAGUUCUGAACGUGUUUGUCAUGAAUCUGAGUUGAACCCUUCAGGGUUGAGUGGUUUUAUUCACCUUUUCCCCUCUGUUCAUCACUUUUUGUUUUCCUCUUCUCAUAAUGCGUUCAACAAUUUAUUUUUUUUUUCUUUUUGAAGGACCAAACUCUCAAGGCAAAACUUCAGAUUCAGUGUGUGUACUUUAAAUUGUGUGUGUAGAGCCUGCUUGUGGCAUUUGUUCACAUUUCCAGUCUAUGCAUUUUACUUUGGAACGAUUUUCCCCUGUAAAGUCAGACCGAAACGUAGUCCAGUCAUUACAAUUUAUGAUCUAUUCCUAUGUGUUAAAACCUCAGUAGUGUGUGUACUUGAUGUGUGUACCUAUGUACAUAUACAGAAGGCAGUAUAUACAAUAUAUAAAACAUUUAUGUCACUGAAAUUAGUUAAAGGAUAACUAGAGAUUUGCCAGUUAUUGCUUGACCAUGUGUACUCAUUGUCCUUUUGAUUUCAAGAUCAAUAAAAAAGUAAAAGAUUU